AUUGCGAAUUUCAUCGCUCUACUAACCAACUACAAUCAACUCUACUAACACUAUGGUCAAGAAGAUUACUGUCUACACUGCUUUUGGACAAUUCCUCGAGAUGAUCGAGCGUCAAGCCGAACAGAGAAGGGAAACAGUUCCAGUCAUUUGUCCGAUCGUUGAAAAGGCUCAGCCAAGGACAGCUUUGAACAAGGUUCAAUCUUGCCCAGUUGUUCCAACAACUGCAAGAGUUACAGCGGAGAUCAAGAAGAGCAUUAGCUGCCCAUUAUUGGCUCUCCAAGCAGAUCAACUGAUUGAGGUGACCGUCUCCCCAGUCCCAACAACUACAGAAUCAAAAAAGAUCAAUGAGGCUGCGGAGCUUAUGGCCAAUUUCUGGAUGAGCUUUAAUUGCCUUGAUAACGAGAAAGAACAGAUGGAAUCGAUUUUUGAGAAGAUGAAUGGAUUGUUUGCUGCACCCUCCACAACAUCUACGGCAUCACUUUUCGGGAAGUACGAGGGAUUUUUUGAGAAAACGGAGGUUGCUACGGAAGAUAUGAACACGUUUUUGUGGAAUUCUCCAGCUCAUCCAUCUUUCCCACAACUUCCAGUUUUCGUCAAAUCUCCAAUCGACUCGAUGAAAAUAUAUGGAGCAGUUAAUCAUAAAUUCGAUAUUUCUGAAGAUGAAUCACUCCCAUGCACGGCUCAAUCUGUUUCAUCUCCAAUUUCUCCAUCUUCUACCACCUCGGAUUCUUCAAGUGAAACAAUCAUUCUUGGACCUGGACAUCUUCUUCAGGAAGUCUACUUGCAGAGAAUGGUCAUUGAAGAACAGAAGAAGAUCAUUGAUAGCUUUCAUGAAAUUCAGAAGCUCAACAAGAAACUGGCUGCUCUUCAAAAUAACUUUACAGCUUGAUCUUCUUGACAAAUAAAUACUUCCACUGAC
Molecule: messenger RNA, 919 nt
Organism: Caenorhabditis elegans
Lineage: Eukaryota; Metazoa; Nematoda; Chromadorea; Rhabditida; Rhabditidae
Gene: sss-1
Product: Sperm-Specific family, class S
Exons: 3
Coding region: 53-889 (278 amino acids)
Source: RefSeq, marked reviewed